AAUGCCACUAUACCGGCGACCAAUCAGAGCAAACCAACACAUUCUGAACGCAGGAACUCCCCCGAAGAAAAGUCAUUUAAGUGCUUUGUGGUGAUUUUCUUGUGGAAAAUUGUAUUAUUAGCAAGUGAAAAUAUGCUGGAUACACAGAAAUUGCACUGAAGCACCUGCUGCCACUGGAAGCUUAGCCAAAUGUUGGAUGUUUCGUCACAAAAUAGCUAAUUUUUCCAACAUAACCUACAAAGGUAUUUUCUAUUGACUUUGCUCCUUAGAUUUAGCAACUAUUUAUUGAGCGUGUGUGUUGCUGGGACAAGAGAAAUGAAGACUUCCACGUUUGCACUCAUAUCAAUCAAUUUGAUAUGCUUUAUCGCCCUGGCUGUGGCCGGAAGGGAUUUCUAUUCAAUCCUCGAGGUCAAGAGGUCCGCUAGUACGAAUGAAAUCAAGAAGGCAUACAGGAAACUCGCGGCAAAGCUCCAUCCGGACAAGAACAAAGAUGAUCCCAAUGCUUCGGAGAAGUUUCAAGAUUUGGGAGCUGCCUAUGAGGUGCUGUCUGAUCCGGAGAAGCGAAAAACCUACGAUAGAUGUGGAGAAGAGUGCCUGAAGAAGGAUGGCAUGAUGGACAAUAGUGAUCCCUUCUCCAGCUUCUUUGGGGACUUUGGUUUUCACUUUGGAGGCAAUGAGGGUGGUCAUCAGGACAUGCCACGGGGUGCGAAUGUCGUGAUGGACCUCUAUGUAACACUAGAGGAGCUCUAUAGUGGGAAUUUCGUGGAAAUCACCCGCUUUAAGCCUGUUCUGAAGCCUGCCAGUGGAACGCGAAAGUGCAAUUGCAGACAGGAGAUGGUUACUCGAAGUCUCGGUCCAGGGCGCUUCCAGAUGAUGCAGCAAACAGUGUGCGAUGAGUGCCCCAAUGUGAAGCUUGUCAAUGAAGAGCGAACGCUCGAAGUGGAAGUUGAGGCGGGCAUGAAGGAUGGCCAAGAGACGAGAUUUGUUGCUGAGGGAGAACCACACAUGGAUGGUGAGCCUGGAGAUCUCAUCAUUCGCAUUGUGACUGUGCCACAUGAGAAAUUUGAGCGGCGUGGUGAUGAUCUCUAUACCAAUGUCACAAUAAGUCUUCAGGAUGCACUGACGGGCUUUCAGAUGGAAAUCACCCACCUGGAUGGGCAUUCUGUGGCUGUUUCGCGAGAAAAGGUAACGUGGCCGGGCGCGAGGAUUCGGAAGAAGGGCGAAGGGAUGCCAAACUAUGAGAAUAACAACCUCCACGGUACACUGUACAUCACCUUUGACGUUGAAUUCCCAAAGCAGGACUUUACGGAGGAGGAGAAGGAAGACAUUCGCCGGCUCCUCAAUCAGUCGUCCAACAACAGGGUUUACAAUGGCUUGAGGGCAUAGAUAGUGGGUGGAUUAACCAUGUGAGUCUGUGUGUGUGCUGUAAAUAUAGGAACUUUAUAGAAGAGGCAAUUCCAAAAAAAAAGAACAUUGUGAAAGAAAAUAAAACAAUUCAGUGAAUUAGAAAA
Molecule: messenger RNA, 1511 nt
Organism: Lutzomyia longipalpis
Lineage: Eukaryota; Metazoa; Arthropoda; Insecta; Diptera; Psychodidae
Gene: shv
Product: dnaJ homolog shv
Exons: 4
Coding region: 316-1386 (356 amino acids)
Biological process (GO): protein folding; protein maturation
Cellular component (GO): endoplasmic reticulum
Molecular function (GO): misfolded protein binding
Source: RefSeq, a predicted model, not a curated record